This is a messenger RNA of Drosophila rhopaloa, 550 nucleotides long. RefSeq names its product bursicon (gene Burs). NCBI's taxonomy places the organism in Eukaryota, Metazoa, Arthropoda, Insecta, Diptera, Drosophilidae. The transcript is spliced from 3 exons. The coding region runs from base 16 to 531 and encodes 171 amino acids. Gene Ontology annotation, biological process: animal organ morphogenesis. The record is from RefSeq and is a predicted model, not a curated record. Gene Ontology annotation, molecular function: receptor ligand activity; BMP binding.
CGGGCCACCGACGAGAUGCUGCGCCACCUGCUCCGCCACGAGAACAACAAGGUCUUCGUCCUGAUCCUGCUCUACUGCGUCCUGGUCAGCAUCCUGAAACUCUGCACGGCACAGGCCGAAAAUUCUGUGGCGGAUAAUGAUAUCACCCAUUUGGGUGACGAUUGCCAAGUGACGCCCGUGAUUCAUGUGCUCCAGUAUCCUGGCUGUGUGCCCAAGCCGAUUCCCUCAUUCGCCUGUGUCGGUCGCUGUGCGAGUUAUAUCCAGGUUUCGGGCAGUAAGAUCUGGCAGAUGGAGCGGUCCUGCAUGUGCUGCCAGGAGUCUGGCGAGCGGGAGGCAGCCGUCUCGCUUUUCUGUCCCAAAGUGAAGCCGGGCGAAAGGAAGUUCAAGAAGGUCCUGACCAAGGCGCCACUGGAGUGCAUGUGCCGGCCCUGCACUUCCAUCGAGGAAUCCGGCAUCAUACCGCAGGAAAUUGCCGGCUACUCGGACGAGGGUCCUCUCAACAAUCAUUUCCGGCGCAUCGCUCUGCAAUAGACCACCCAUCACUUCUACA